AUGAAGCGCACCGCUCCUUCUCCGAAACGUCGGGGACUCUUCAGACAUGAGCCACGCCAACUCAAUCCCCAGCUAUCUAACCUCUGUCCAGAGGUUAUUAAUGUCAGCCCUCCCAGUGCCAGGUCUAUGAUUGACAGGAUCAACUCCGAGCACGCUGAUAGAUACUUGGCUUUCCAAAGCGCCAGUGACCAACUCGAGCUUCUGAGGCUCGAGGCCUUGCGUCUCAGGAUAUUGGAGUCCACGAAAUCCACGACCGAUCCAGCAAAUGAGAUGUCUCCUCACCGCGCGAGCCCCGUCUCAACUCAAGGCUUGAGUUCCAAUGGAGAACCUGGUCCCACCGUCCCAAACUCGACGCGAACCACACCAAACUCGAUGCGAACCUCGAUGCGACCCCGUGCUUCAGUCCUGAGCGAAAGUGAGAUCAGUGUUCUUGAUCUCGGCCCCAGUCUUCAAUCUACCCAUAUUUCAUCUCGAGCCUCUCGCCGCAACUCAUCCUCUUCAAGUGCUCAUCCUGGAAUCGGCCUCGCGCGUACCACUGCUCCCAGCUUUGUGCCGGGGCCUGGCAGCGACACUUCGGACCAACAAGUUGAACGCCACCUCAGGACAGAUGAGCUUGAAUCUGUCGCUCUCACUUCCGCCAGUGGCUCCGUUAACAACGACUUCCCUCUCAACCUGCGUCAGCGCCGCCAGAACCGAGCCAACAUCACUCUCCCCAGCCCCCAGGAGCUGCGACCUCAUCGCGUAAACCGUUCAUUUACCAUCAGUGGGGCUCAUGGUUCGAGAGAUGGAUCUGGCUUCGACCAGAGCCCUACUUCCUUCACCGACGAGCCCAAUCGCCGGAUUUUCUCGCUCUCUGUUCCGCAAUCUCCCCAGUCUCCAGCCCUGCCGCCCCACCCAACUCUACGACGUGCUCAGAGCUCAUUUAGUGGAAUGGACCCGGCCUUUUCAGCUAUGCGCAAUGCAGAACGGGCGAUACAAAAUGCACGCGACGCUGCAGGCUCUCGGCAUGCCGAUCGCAAAUGA
Messenger RNA from Penicillium samsonianum, 1023 nucleotides. RefSeq lists its product as uncharacterized. Bases 1 to 1023 code for a protein of 340 amino acids. The record is from RefSeq and is a predicted model, not a curated record. Lineage: Eukaryota; Fungi; Ascomycota; Eurotiomycetes; Eurotiales; Aspergillaceae. The transcript has a single exon.